AUGCUGGGUAGGGUCGCUGCGAAGCGUCUUCUGGAGAUGCGUCAAGUUUUCAGUAAACAACCCUCUCAGGCGUCUCGUAGCUUUUCAACUGCCUUAAACUACCACCUGGAUUCUCCUGAUAACAAAAAGAAUUUUCCAUGGGAGUUCUCAGAGGCUAACAAAUCCAAGGUCGCUAAAGUUUUAGAAGUUGCUCCUAUCCGUGUUUAUGAGGUUGCAACGUGUUACUCCAUGUUCAACAGGGCAAAGGUUGGAAAGUACCACCUGCUUGUUUGUGGCACAACACCUUGCAUGAUCCGUGGUUUGAGAGAUAUCGAAUCAGCCUUGCUAGAAGAUUUGGGAGUGAAACGUGGUGUGCAGAAGUCACAAAGGAUGGUUUGUUCUCUGUUGGAGAGAUAUGCAUGGGAUGCUGUGUGUUUAGGGUCGGCCCAACCCAGCAGGGGGCCCUAUUCCAAUUUGAAAAAUGGAUCCUUUUCCCUUUAUAAUUUUUUUUUAAGCCUAAAAAGAUCAAAAAAAAUUUUGGGCCCUAAGCAGUGGCUUAUUUGGCCUUUCCCUGGGCCGGGCCUAUGUGUGUUAAUGCGCUCAUGAUCAUUGUGGCAGAUUAUUCCAAUGGAUCAGAAGGAUAUGUCAAAUAACUUUCCUUUUCUUCUGCAUUGUUUUCCGGAAUAAAAUCGUAUUCACACUAUUUUUUAUUGGUACACUUCACAGGAAGACGUUACACCUGAGAAUAGGCCUGGGCGUUUGGUGGUUCAAUAGGUUUCGGUUCGGUUGAUUUGGAUUUUCGGAUUUUCG
Messenger RNA from Eruca vesicaria subsp. sativa (arugula), 789 nucleotides. The record is from the annotation of a GenBank genome assembly. NCBI's taxonomy places the organism in Eukaryota, Viridiplantae, Streptophyta, Magnoliopsida, Brassicales, Brassicaceae.